Rodentolepis nana is the source of this 576-nucleotide messenger RNA. The record is from the annotation of a GenBank genome assembly. NCBI's taxonomy places the organism in Eukaryota, Metazoa, Platyhelminthes, Cestoda, Cyclophyllidea, Hymenolepididae.
AUGGGUGGACACAAACGCGUAAUACGUCCAGACACCCAUCCAGAGGCUUUUGUUCCAGUUCCCCCAGAUGGUGGUUGGGGUUGGGUGGUGGUGUUUGCAGCCUUCUUCACCAAUCUCAUUAUCGAUGGAAUCUACGUCUCAUUUGGAAUCAUGGUCACUGAUCUGGUGGAUCAUUUCAACUCCACCGUCGCUACAGUUAUGCUCAUGGGAUCUCUACUUCUUGGUGUUUAUCAGAUUGUUGGUCCGGUGGCGGCGGGCAUGGUGAAUCGGUUCGGAUGUCGAGCAGUGGGAAUGUUCGGAGCUGUUCUUGCAACAGUCUCAGUGUUUAUCAGUGCUUUCAUGCCAAACAUUGAAUGCAUGAUUGUCUCCUACGGCAUCUUUGCUGGUAUGAUUUCGUGUAUUAUUUGUGCCAUAUAUAUGCAAGUGGUAUUAUGGCCCUUUGCUAAGGGUAAAGAAAGUAUCUUAGGAGUUCUAUGGGGGGAAGAAAUAGUCAUGAUGCCGUUUCUAUUUCCUCCUGUUUUGGUUUUUUUGCAACGUGUUCGGGUAUGUUCAUCUACGCAUGUUUAUUUCACUUAA